UGCCCAUGAGGGUCCCCACGGCGGCUGAAAGGGCGGCAGGGUCAGUGCUCCUGGCUCAGGACGGACUAACGGCCGCCCCUCUUCCAGGUUCUCCAGGGCAGCGGCACCAUGGUUGUGGCCGCUCGGCAAGGCGUCCUGUACCUCUGCCUGUGGGCUCUCUGUGUCCUGAGCAAGCCCACCGAGAAGAAGGACCGCGUGCACCACGACCCUCAGCUGAGUGACAAGGUCCAUGACGAUGCCGAGAAUUUUGACUAUGACCACGAUGCCUUCCUGGGAGCGGAGGAGGCCAAGACUUUCGACCAGCUGACUCCGGAGGAGAGCAAGGAGAGGCUGGGAGUGAUUGUAGAUAAAAUAGACACGGAUAAGGAUGGGGUUGUGACCGAGGGGGAGCUGAAGGCCUGGAUUAAGAAGGCGCAGAAGAAGUACGUGCUUGACAAUGUAGCUCACCAGUGGCAGGAGUAUGACAUGAACCGAGAUGGCUCAAUCUCCUGGGAUGAGUACAGGAACGUGACCUAUGGCAAUUACCUGGACGACCCCGACCCCGACGAUGGCUUUAAUUACAAGCAGAUGAUGGUGAGAGACGAGCGGAGGUUCAAAAUGGCCGACAAGGAUGGCGACCUGAUCGCCACCAAGGAGGAGUUCACGGCCUUCCUGCACCCGGAGGAGUACGACUACAUGAAGGACAUCGUUGUGCAGGAGACGAUGGAGGACAUCGACAAGAACGGGGACGGCUUCAUUGACUUGGAAGAAUAUAUCGGUGACAUGUACAGCCAUGACGGUGAUGCAGAAGAACCCGAAUGGGUGAAGACAGAGCGGGAGCAGUUUGUGGAGUUCCGGGACAAGAACCACGACGGGAAGAUGGACAAGGAGGAGACCAAGGACUGGAUCCUCCCCUCGGACUACGACCACGCCGAGGCGGAGGCGCGGCACCUCGUCUAUGAGUCGGAUCAGGACAAGGACGGCAAGCUCACCAAAGAAGAAAUCGUGGACAAGUAUGACCUGUUUGUAGGCAGCCAAGCUACAGACUUUGGUGAAGCAUUAGUACGGCACGACGAGUUCUAAGCCUCCGGACCCUUUUUCGUAAGGAAGAAAGUAAUUAUUUUUUACGGUUUCUGGAGUAACACGAACUCUCACUACCGAGACUGACGGUUUCCGGCAACAAUGUGGGGAAAACCUCCUGCUCCUACUUCCUUUCUUUCUCCGUAGGGACGGGAGCACAUUGUUCUGGAAAGCAACUCUCAGUCGCAACACUUGGGUUUUAUUGUUUUAUAGAUUUGCAUGUUGUUUUAUGUCUAACAAGUUCUGUUUAUUUUUGUAUUUUUGUUGCGCAUGAGGUGAAGAAUGCAUAUCCUGACGCAUUAGCCCUGGAGAGCACCAGCUCCCUGACAGGCACCCCCCCCCCCCAAUUCCCUUGUGUUCAGCCACAAAUCGCCAGAGAACAAGGAGGGCCAAGGAGAACAAAAGGCCUGUGGAGCAUGGGUUUUGCUUUUGGCGGUCAAGAGGGGUGCCACAGAGGAUUUCGCCAGCACACCGGUCCGGUGUAGCUGUUCCGUUUCCGACGUGGUGCUUCUCCCCGCCAUCUCCCCUCCACUGCCGAACGGUCGGGGAGGUUUGGCUCCGGCUGAGCGUCUGGCACCGUUCCGUGACGGGAGGUGCAGCACCAGCGUUUCCCACCGCACUGCUCCGGGGCUGCCCGUGUCCUGGCACGCAGUGCCGCCACACCGCUGCGAGUGGUAUCCCUUCCAGGGGCCAUUUUGGGCAGGGACGGGAGUGGUGUGACCCGUGCCGCUACCCCUCCUCCAGGGCAUUUCCGCCCGCCCGUUCUCUGAUCGAAAACCGCUGCUCUGCCCUGGAGCUUGAAGCUGGGAGGACGGGGUGGCUGGGCUGGGCGGCCUGCCAGGGACCGCAAGCGCCCGGCCCCCACCGGGUUCCUCAAGCUGGGUGGGCAUCGAGAAAUAGCGGGGCAGGAACAUCCCAUCUGGAAAUCCUGCAUGCUUGAAGUGCCUUUCUCUUUGAAUAAAGAAAUAUCGGGGUUCCCAGCUGAAGGGGCCCCCCAGGCAAGAUUGUGCCCAGAAAAACGGGAGGCCGCAGUCCUCCUGCGAUGCGCACGGGGUGGAUCUAUCAGCAGUGCAGUAUUCAAGGCCUCCCUGAGCAGCGUGGCGGACCUCGUGGUGGGCCUUGAGCCUCCGGCUGCCUGGUCUGUCGGGAAGGACUUCAUCUUUACCUCAAAAGGCAAGCCCUGCCCUCAGCUGCUCUCUGGUCCCAGGAGAUCACGUGGCCGGUUUGGCUCUCCUCUCCUGUCUUCUGUAUUUGAGGGCCCGGAUCCGGAGGGCCGCUGCCGUCCCCCUCAAAUCGCCCCGCUCAAUGCUCGUCUGGGGCAUUUGGGCUCUGUGCUGGGGCAGAGUGGAAGGACAGGUGCUUUUUUCUGCAGCCUUUUGGGAUCCAGCCCGCCAGGAACUGUUCCCACUGCAGCCAGCAAAAUGAACCACGAUCCGUAUUUCUGUAAUUUAUCAGUAAGGCAGGGCGGGAGCUGUUUCCUGGGGCUUGUGCCUGUCGGGGGCCUCUUUGCAUUGGCCCCCUGAAGCCGUCCCCUCCCUCUGGCCCACUCGCCUUGAAAAUCAAGGCCCUUUUAGUAAGAUUUUCUGUUUCCUUUGGACUCCAAUGACUUCAAGGGUUAAAUGCUUGAAACACUAGCUACUCCUGUUCAUUUCACAGAGCAUUUUAAACAUAACUUGAUGCAAGGAAUAGGAAAGUCGCUUUUGUCCGUAAAGACCUAGUGCCAGCCAGUCUUCCUAACCGUGUGUGUAGCGCAGCUCUCAGGCCUGAGCUUUCUGUCAGAGGUGGCUUAGUGGAAUGGGGCCACGUUUCCCUCCCGAACAAGGAGCCAGCCAGCGGGGAGGUGACCCACCUGCAGCCGGCCAGUCCUCUUGGGCUCGCACCGGAGAACUGAGGCAGGGUGCGUGGGGAGAGCUCCUGGGCCAGUGCGAAGAGCUGGGCGGCUGAAGGGACUGUGGGGGCUGCCCUUGUCCUUGGCCGCCGCUGCUCCGUGAGUACUAAAGGCCCGCUUUGCUCUCAGGCCGGGGCACCGCCUGUCCCCACACGGAGCCCGGGCCGGGGGCCUGCAGGGCGGCCGCUGCUGCUCCUGCUCGUUUGUGGUCAUUCUUGGCGGAGCUGCUUUCGGGGUCCUGGCCCUGCACUUCUCUGUUUUAAGAACCGGAGUUGGAGGCCAUUGUCAUGCCAGGCAGGUGUGUGUGAUACCCGCCCCGCCGCCAAAAAGGAAAAGACAAUUCGGAGCCGUUUGCCAGUGGAGACCUCUCUGCACCGGGAUUUCCCGCAGUGUGUGUCUGGUUUCAGUCGGCUGGUGUGUUUCUCUUUUGCACAAUCUCCUAAUUAUCAAAGCAGAUGUAAAGCUGGUGGUGAAAUAAACCCAAACCACAUGCCCCAAAGCUCUUUGUGCCCCACCUUUUAGGAGUUCUUUUUUUUUUUUUUUUUGGUAGAGCAUAAAUGGUUUUAUAUAAUGUACAACAUACAGAUAAAAUGGUGUCUUAAUAAAACUGUUUACAUCCCUCUGUG
Varanus komodoensis (Komodo dragon) is the source of this 3573-nucleotide messenger RNA. RefSeq names its product calumenin (gene CALU). The record is from RefSeq and is a predicted model, not a curated record. Gene Ontology annotation, molecular function: calcium ion binding. The transcript has 6 exons. Gene Ontology annotation, cellular component: endoplasmic reticulum. Bases 109 to 1062 code for a protein of 317 amino acids. NCBI's taxonomy places the organism in Eukaryota, Metazoa, Chordata, Lepidosauria, Squamata, Varanidae.